AAACCUACAUUUAUUUUCCUCUUGGUUGUGUUCUUUGUUCUUCAAUUUACACACAAUAUUGUCUUAUAAUUAACUUCAUCAUUAAUAUUUAUAUUUAUAUAGUAAUGUUUAUUAUGAGUUUAAGUUUGGUGAAGCUUAAGAGCAAGUUUACUAGUUGAAAAGAACAUCAAGAAAAGGUCCUAGUGAAGAGAGAGUCAUAGAAUGGGAGUAACAGAAUCAGAGAUGGUGUCACAAGGUGAAGUUCAAUCACCAUUGCAACAAGACCAAAACCAGCACAAGAAUCAACUGUUUUCGUCGCUUGGUAGACAAGCGUCGAUCUACUCCCUCACACUCGACGAGUUCCAACACACCCUUUGUGAGAGUGGGAAGAAUUUCGGGUCGAUGAACAUGGAUGAGUUCCUUAAUAGCAUUUGGACUGCCGAAGAAAACCAAGCGCAUGCCCAUGUGCACGCGCAUGCGCAUGGGCACGAGCAUUCUCAUGCUCAGCCUCACAGCCAGAGUGUAAGUGCCGGGGAAGCCACCAGCGCGGCGCCACAUUUUGCGUUGGGACAAGGCAAUGUUUCGAUGGAUAAGGGUAUUGUCAAGCAGCAGAGCUUGCCGAGACAGGGAUCACUUUCUCUUCCUGAACCGUUGUGUCGUAAAACUGUGGAUGAAGUUUGGUCAGAAAUUCAUAAGAACCAACAACAGCAGCAACAGAACAACGGAGGCAGUGUACCGAACACUAGUAACAGUAGUUCCACUCAACGACAGGCUACGUUUGGUGAAAUGACGCUCGAGGAUUUCUUGGUUAAAGCAGGGGUCGUACGCGAACAGGGCAAUGCUGCAGCCCCUGUACCUACUCAGCAGCAGUCAUAUACGAUGUAUCAAAACAGUACAGCUCCCACUAUGGGUGCAAUGGCUCGGCCUGUUAUCGGCCUUAGUGGAGUUACGGCUGGUGUUGGAGUUGGCGUUGGCAUUCCUGGUUAUCCGCAGCUUCCACAAAGCGGGGUGGUUGAAGCGCCUCUAUACCCGAUCAGCAUGAAAAGGGGCAGCGGAUUCCCGCAACAGCCAACGCCAGUUUACGGUGGGAGAAUAGGAAAUGGUAGUGGGGUCGGGUACGGACAAGUGCAAGGCGUAGCUGGAAUGGGGUCGCCGCUUAGUCCGGUGUCCUCAGACGGACUAUGCGUGAAUCAACUCGAUAGCGGGGGCCAAUACGGGUUGGAAAUGGGAAUGAGGGGCGGGCGAAAACGCGUACUAGACGGUCCAGUAGAGAAAGUUGUUGAAAGAAGGCAAAGGAGAAUGAUCAAGAACAGAGAAUCAGCUGCAAGAUCAAGAGCAAGGAAACAGGCUUACACUGUAGAACUCGAGGCCGAAUUGAACCAGCUAAAAGAAGAAAAUGCACAUCUAAAACAGGCCCUGGCGGAUCUCGAGAGGAAAAGAAAACAACAGUAUUUCGAUGAAGUGAAAAUGAAAGCGCAAACAAAGGCGCAAAAGGCGAACGACAAGUUAAGAGGGAUGAGGAGGAGCUUUAGUUGCCCUUGAUGAUGAGAACAAUCGAUAAACACGAAGGUGGUUCUUGCCUUGAACCACGCGAUGCAGAUAUGGCUCCGACGAGGUAAUUAUACAGCUCUGGAGUGGGCGGAAGGCUUAGAGCAGACGAACAUGCACUAGCUCUUUCAAAGUGCAAAUUAAAGGUACUAAUAUUUCGAAUAUAUAUGUAGCAGUAGUAGUAGCAGCACUAAUAUUUCGAGUAAAUUAGUGAGUUUUAUUUUUAAUUUUUCGAGUUACAUUCAGAGACGAAUUCAGUGUAUCAAGUUAUAGGUUCAGUUGAACCUUAUAUCUUAUGUGUUAAGUCACCAAGUACAAAUAAUAA
Capsicum annuum is the source of this 1852-nucleotide messenger RNA. RefSeq names its product protein ABSCISIC ACID-INSENSITIVE 5. The record is from RefSeq and is a predicted model, not a curated record. Gene Ontology annotation, cellular component: nucleus. Gene Ontology annotation, biological process: positive regulation of DNA-templated transcription. Lineage: Eukaryota; Viridiplantae; Streptophyta; Magnoliopsida; Solanales; Solanaceae. The transcript has 5 exons. The coding region runs from base 202 to 1521 and encodes 439 amino acids. Gene Ontology annotation, molecular function: DNA-binding transcription factor activity.